Messenger RNA from Erpetoichthys calabaricus (reedfish), 5144 nucleotides. It is a transcript of the gene cand1, whose product is annotated as cullin-associated and neddylation-dissociated 1. Gene Ontology annotation, cellular component: nucleus. The record is from RefSeq and is a predicted model, not a curated record. The transcript has 15 exons. Gene Ontology annotation, biological process: protein ubiquitination; SCF complex assembly. Lineage: Eukaryota; Metazoa; Chordata; Cladistia; Polypteriformes; Polypteridae. Bases 344 to 4036 code for a protein of 1230 amino acids.
UCAACUUUGACCCUUCAGAAAAAGAAAAAAGCGCCCUGGAGCAGAAUCAGUAACAGCGUGAACUAACCUAACGCGUCUGCUUUCCUCUCGCUAAAGAGAUACGGAGUUACUGAGACACAGCUUCAAUUAGGAAAGCCGGGAAUGAAAUUCGGAUCACCACGGGGUUAUCGCUGCAGCCGUUAAAGAAAAGAUCGCACCCGUCCCCGUAGGUGUACAGACUGCAGAGAGGUGCAAAACCUCAUAAAACACCAAUCCCCACUUCACUUCCAUCUACUAAACUUGAUCUGUAGUAUUCCCACCCCCUAUUUUAACCCGGCCCGACCGGAGUACUGUAGCCGCAAAAAUGGCGAGCGCCUCCUACCACAUCUCUAAUCUUCUGGAAAAAAUGACAUCCAGCGACAAGGAUUUCAGGUUUAUGGCAACAAAUGAUCUCAUGUCUGAGCUUCAGAAAGAUUCCAUUAAACUGGAUGAUGACAGUGAGCGCAAAGUAGUAAAAAUGAUUUUAAAGCUACUGGAAGAUAAGAAUGGUGAAGUGCAGAACCUGGCUGUCAAAUGCCUUGGCCCUCUGGUCAGUAAGGUGAAGGAAUACCAAGUGGAGACCAUUGUAGACACCUUGUGUACUAAUAUGCUGUCAGACAAGGAGCAGUUACGGGACAUUUCCAGCAUUGGACUAAAAACAGUAAUAGGAGAACUUCCACCGGCAUCCAGUGGCUCUGCUCUAGCUGCCAGUGUUUGUAAAAAAAUUACAGGCCGCCUUACAAGUGCCAUAGCCAAGCAAGAAGAUGUAUCUGUUCAACUUGAAGCCUUAGAUAUAAUGGCAGAUAUGUUAUGCAGACAAGGGGGCCUUCUAGUUAAUUUUCAUCCAUCCAUUUUGAGCUGUCUACUUCCUCAGCUCACUAGUCCACGUUUGGCAGUAAGGAAAAGAACUAUUAUUGCAUUGGGACACCUUGUUAUGAGCUGUGGCAAUCUAGUGUUUGUGGACCUCAUAGAACACCUGCUAACAGAACUUUCUAAAAAUGAUACCAUGUCUACAACCAGGACAUACAUACAGUGUACUGCAGCAAUCAGCAGACAAGCAGGUCAUCGCAUAGGUGAAUAUUUAGAGAAGAUUAUACCACUAGUGGUUAAAUUCUGCAAUGUUGAUGAUGAUGAGUUAAGGGAGUACUGCAUUCAAGCAUUUGAAUCUUUCGUGAGGAGGUGCCCAAAAGAAGUUUACCCUCACGUGCCAGCUAUUAUCAGUAUUUGUUUAAAAUAUCUGACCUAUGACCCCAAUUACAACUAUGAUGAUGAGGAUGAAGAUGAAAAUGCAAUGGAUGCCGAUGGUGGUGAUGAAGACUAUCAGGGGAGUGAUGAUGAAUACAGCGAUGAUGAUGACAUGAGCUGGAAAGUGAGGCGUGCUGCUGCCAAGUGUUUGGAUGCUGUUGUCAGCACCCGGCAUGAGAUGCUGCCAGAGUUCUACAGAACAGUUUCACCUGCUCUAAUUGCCAGGUUCAAAGAGCGGGAGGAAAAUGUCAAAGCAGAUGUUUUUCAUGCUUACCUUUCCCUCCUGAAACAGACUCGUCCAGCACAGAGCUGGCUGUGUGAUCCUGAUGCCAUGGAACAAGGGGAAACCCCACUUACAAUGCUUCAGAGUCAGGUGCCCAACAUUGUGAAAGCACUUCACAAGCAAAUGAAGGAGAAAAGUGUGAAGACGAGACAGUGUUGCUUUAACAUGUUAACUGAACUGGUUAAUGUGCUGCCCGGAGCUCUUACACAGCAUGUUCCAGUUCUGAUCCCAGGGAUCAUUUUUUCUCUCAAUGACAAGUCCAGCUCCUCCAACUUGAAGAUUGAUGCAUUGUCUUGCCUGUAUGUCAUUCUGUGCAAUCACUCCCCUCAGGUCUUCCACCCUCAUGUGCAGGCCCUGGUACCCCCAGUUGUUGCUUGUGUAGGGGACCCUUUCUACAAAAUUACAUCGGAGGCUCUUCUUGUCACGCAGCAGCUGGUGAAAGUGAUUCGCCCCCUUGACCACAAAGCUGUCUUUGAUGCAACCCCUUACAUUAAGGAUUUGUUUACUUGUACCAUCAAAAGACUGAAGGCAGCUGACAUUGACCAGGAAGUUAAGGAAAGGGCCAUAUCCUGCAUGGGUCAGAUCAUUUGUAAUCUCGGUGACAGCCUUGGCUGUGACCUGUCCAGCACCUUGCAGAUUUUUCUUGAGCGACUGAAGAAUGAAAUCACCAGGCUUACUACUGUGAAGGCUUUGACGCUUAUUGCAGGCUCACCUCUUAAAGUUGAUUUGAGACCUAUUUUAGGGGAAGGGGUGCCUAUUCUUGCAUCGUUUCUUAGGAAAAACCAGCGGGCACUUAAACUAAGCACAUUAGCAGGCCUUGAUAUAUUGAUAAAGAAUUACAGUGAUAGUGUGACACCAGCUAUGAUAGAUGCUGUCCUUGUUGAACUGCCUCCUCUGAUCAGUGAAAGUGAUAUGCAUGUGUCACAAAUGGCCAUCAGUUUUCUGACCACACUUGCCAAAGUGCACCCUGCAUCCUUGUCCAAGAUCAGUGGAUCUAUUCUCACAGAACUAAUCACUUUGGUACGGUCUCCCCUGUUGCAGGGUGGAGCCCUCAGUGCCAUGCUCGAAUUUUUUCAGGCUCUGGUUGGGACUGGUACAGCCAGUUUAGGUUACAUGGAUUUACUACGUAUGUUGACAGGACCAGUAUAUUCACAGAGCACAGCACUUACACACAAACAGUCUUACUAUUCCAUUGCCAAAUGUGUAGCAGCACUUACACGAGCAUGCCCCAAGGAGGGGCCGGCAGUGGUUGGCCAGUUCAUCCAGGAUGUAAAGAAUUCACGCUCUACGGAUUCUAUACGGUUGCUGGCACUGCUGUCUCUCGGAGAGGUUGGUCAUCACAUUGAUUUAAGUGGGCAACCUGAGUUGAAGUCUGUCAUAUUGGAUGCAUUCUCUUCUACCAGUGAGGAAGUCAAAUCAGCUGCAUCCUAUGCUCUAGGCAGCAUCAGUGUUGGCAACCUUCCGGAAUACUUGCCUUUUGUUCUUCAGGAAAUUUCCAGUCAACCUAAAAGGCAAUACUUGCUACUUCACUCACUGAAGGAAAUCAUCAGCUCUGCAUCUGUGGCAGGUCUCAAACCCUACGUGGAGAACGUUUGGGCAUUGCUGUUAAAGCAUUGCGAGUGUGUAGAAGAGGGAACGAGAAAUGUAGUUGCAGAGUGCUUGGGCAAACUGACCCUAAUCGACCCAGAAACUCUACUGCCACGGCUUAAGGGAUACCUUGUGUCAGGCUCAUCCUAUGCACGCAGUUCAGUUGUUACAGCUGUGAAGUUUACCAUUUCAGACCAUCCACAGACCAUUGAUCCUCUACUGAAGAACUGCAUAGGUGAUUUCCUUAAAACAUUAGAAGACCCUGAUCUUAAUGUACGAAGAGUAGCUUUGGUUACCUUCAAUUCAGCAGCUCAUAAUAAACCUUCUCUCAUUAGGGACCUUUUAGACACUGUUCUUCCUCAUCUUUAUAAUGAAACAAAAGUCAGAAAAGAACUCAUUAGAGAGGUGGAAAUGGGACCAUUUAAGCAUACUGUUGAUGAUGGAUUGGAUAUUAGAAAGGCAGCUUUUGAGUGUAUGUACACACUUCUGGACAGCUGUUUAGAUAGACUAGACAUCUUUGAAUUCCUUAAUCAUGUUGAAGAUGGAUUAAAGGACCAUUAUGAUAUCAAGAUGCUGACUUUCUUGAUGCUAGCUAGACUAUCCACCUUAUGCCCAAGUGCAGUUCUGCAGAGGCUGGACAGGCUUGUAGAGCCAUUGCGGGCUACAUGCACUACUAAGGUAAAGGCCAACUCUGUCAAGCAAGAAUUCGAAAAACAGGAUGAGUUAAAACGAUCAGCCAUGCGGGCGGUAGCAGCACUUCUGACCAUUCCUGAAGCAGAGAAAAGUCCUCUAAUGAGUGAAUUCCAGUCUCAAAUCAGCUCAAACCCUGAGCUGGCAGCCAUCUUUGAAAGCAUCCAAAAAGAUUCUUCUUCUGCAAACAUGGAAUGUAUGGAUACCAGUUAAACCCAUUACUUCCAGACUGGGACCUUUGUAAACGUUCCAUGCAUUGCACUGAAAAUAUAGUUUAAAAAAAGAUGAAAUAAAAGAAAGAAAAAAUGUAAAAGAAAAAAACAUAAAGGAAAACAUUGUCUAAGCUUAAAAGCUUACCACUUUGUUCCUCUUUUUUGUUGACGAAAUGAUGUUUGGCUUUUUGUUCACUGUUGCUUUUCUUCUAGUGUUUAAUCCAGAAGGAUGCAAAGUGCACGGGUGCUUCAAAUAAGUCUUUGGACUCUGUGGAGCACUAUUUGAUAGCAGAAGAAAAUCAAACCAGCUUUUAUCAUAAAAUGGGAGAUUUAGACUUUAUAUAAAUUUAAUUAUAUACAAGUGUACAGGGAAGGGGAGCUCAUAGUUUUUUUUUGUUUGUUUUUUUUUUUGUUUAAAAUUACAAGGUUGCUCAUAUACAAAAUGUGUUCUGUCCUACCUAGACAUCUUUAUCUUGGCUGCCUGAUCCCCUUUUAUAAUAAACAAGCUAAGUUUAUAACUGAAGGCAGCUAGGAAAAAAUGACUGUGUGAUGAUGUCAUUUAAUAAGGUGAAAGAGAGGUAGUUUCUUGCUGUACCCUGCCAUUCCUGCAUGAAUUUAUAACCUGGUGUAUAGCAAAUAAUAAUAAUGGCAUGUACACUUGAAUGAGUACAUUUGCUGUCUCCUUUAGUGCAUUAUUUGAAAUUGUGUCUUCUAUCAAGCAAACCUAUCACUGUUUAUAACAGAAGUGAUUUUUAGAAGUAUUAAUGUUAGAAGAGAUGGAAAUGUCAAGAAAGACCAAUAUGUGGUGCUGUAGGGCUUGGACACUUUUUUUUUUUUAAUAUUGCAGCUGAACAGCUCUGUAAGAUCUCUUUAAAUUUAACCUUUUUUUUCCCCACUUGCAAGGGUACCUCACAAAUUACUGUUGUGGGAUUCUUCUCUGAUUUUUAGUGAAGACCAAAAACGCCAGACCUCAUUAUUGGCUCAAAACAGCUAUCGGAUAGUGCAGUUAAAAAGCUAGCAUUCAUCACUGAUUUUUUGACAGGAAUCUGUUAAAAUAUUGUUACAGUGGGUGUACGCCUGAAUAAAAACAUCAAGAAUUAUUUUGUAAA